This is a messenger RNA of Glarea lozoyensis ATCC 20868, 2637 nucleotides long. Its product is annotated as Ankyrin repeat-containing protein. NCBI's taxonomy places the organism in Eukaryota, Fungi, Ascomycota, Leotiomycetes, Helotiales, Helotiaceae. Bases 1 to 2637 code for a protein of 878 amino acids. Gene Ontology annotation, molecular function: protein binding. The record is from RefSeq and is a predicted model, not a curated record. The transcript is spliced from 7 exons.
AUGGCUGAAGUCUUCGGUGUAGUUGCCGGCGUUGCUGGAAUCGCCUCUCUAAUUCCCAAGCUUAUCAGUGGCAUCGACACUUUACGCGAUGUACAGAGAUCCGCAGAUAAGGCUCCAGCUGAGUUGGACGCUCUAGCAGAUGAGCUAAAAGUGUUGAAGCGCUUCCUUGAAGAGGCCGCGCGCAAUGAACAUUUCGUGCUCGAAAUGGGCAAUGCAAGUUUGGGACAAGUCAUUAGCGGCCUCGAAAAGCUGAAGAGGAAGUUCGCAGCCCAGUUAGAACCAAAGAAGACAAAAAUGCCGAAAAUCUUUCUUUUCCGACACUGGAAAGAGGAUGUAGAAGCCCUCCAGGACAGUAUUCGGACUGUUAAGUUAGAUUUGAUUAUCCUGCGCUUGUUAACCGCACUAUCACCUGCGCACAAUCUUCUGAGUACAGACAUAACUGGAACUGUGCAGAAAGGCACUGCUCUUGUCGCUGCCACCACACAGUUCACACUUUCACAGUGUGCAAUUCCAUCGUCGGCGACAAUUGAGCUUUUUGUUCUUGCUACACAAGCCAGAUUCUCGCUUCGUCCUGCUUUCGAAGUGGAACACAUCGUUCGAUAUACUUCUCCUGGGUUUGAGACCUUGUUGAGAUAUGAGAAAGAUAUCAUAACAGUCGAAGAAGCACGAGAUAAAUUUCUUGAUCUCUUUCGGUCAGAUUCGACCUUUAAAAAUCACGUCAACCCGGCCGGACAUUCGUAUAUUGAGGAACUCUUAAGGGUACCGCGCUGGGGCCCAGUGGAUAGAGCAGAACUGGCCCCCCCAUCUUCACCAGACUGGAUAGCCGAGGACAUAGUGGAGGAUCCAUUCUUCCUUGAGUACUUAGGAAAGCUACUUAAGAACAAUCAAGGCUUUGCUGAUAUGUCACCCCUUCAUACAGCCGUUUUACUUGGUUCGGAUGAGUCAUUUUACAAAUGGCUCUCUAGCUCUGCCAAAGACGAAAAGAACUUCCUGGAUCAGACCCCUAUGCACCUUGCAACUUCCAACUGCCAGCGUCUCGUUGCACUAAUUAAAGCUGAUCAUAAUUUAGAUGCUACAGAUAUCUAUGGCAUCACACCCCUCAUGUACGCGGCUGGUUCAAACUCCGAGGAUUGUUUUAUCGCACUCCUGGAAUACGGAGCAAAAUUAGAUAUCCAGUGUAAACGAUACAACCGUACCUUUAUGCAAUAUGCUGCUGUUCGUGGCAAUUGGGACCUGCUUUUUACAUACCUCUGCUGGGUAGAAAAGAAGGUUGAAGAAGAUGCGUUAGAAAAGAUAAUAAUUGAGGGCUGGGCGCAAAUGCUCACGACGUGGUAUUACGUGGCCUACCCAGACUAUCUUGGAAAAAGGAAGGUGUCAUUCCAGCAAUUCCUAGCUAAGUGUGGCUCGGUCGACUUUAUGAUUAAAGACCAGGACAGAGAGUUGCAGGACAAUACCCUUUUGCAUUACGUCAGAUCUGCAGAGGAAAUUGACAUCCUGCUUGAGAAAGGCUUCACACGAAUCAAUCAUGUGAAUAGUGCCGGUCACCACGCGCUUAUCACAGCUAUAUACAAUCACUGUAGUGUGCCGGACGUGGCGCGCAGGCUUCUUGCUAUUGGUGUAGAAAUCGACAUCCAGGACAAUUCACACCAUACUGCACUUCACCAUAUGCUUGAUAGCUUGCUGCGCUCUGUAUCAAGCAAUACCUGGGGAGCUAUCGACACUCUAUGCGUACUUCUCGCCAACGACGCAGACCCACUGUGUAUCGAUAACUGUAGGUGUCCCUGCUCACUUGGUGGUUGCCUUCCUUCCUCGGUACUUUGCAUGCAAGCUCAAACUGGUAGCUUCUACGUCACCACCGUACCUAUAUGGUCACUAGAAUGGCUCACUCUGAUUCUCAAACACCGAAACUUAACUGAGGCCAGAGUCAUUGUUCUUUCUCUCAUUCGCAGAGCGAAAUUUGACGACCUAGGAAUGACACAUGUUUGCUGCGGCCGCCGUCAGGGCUAUUUCUCUCCGCCAAACUCUCAGGGGCACGCCCCAAUGCCCGAUGAAGAUAUCGAUGCGAUUCUGGAGGAAGAGUUCGAGUUUAUCGACAUGUUACAAGAAGAAAUGGCGCUGAGUUCAGCUAAACCGUAUGAAGAACUUGUUGAUGAAUGGAUACAACAAAUCAAAGCGGCACUUAAAAAAUCUUGUAUGGAAGCAAGUGAGAAAGAUAAAAGCAUUGUAAAGGAAAAAGUCAUCCACGGUCCCAUAUAUGAAGUGGACAGCAAAAAUGACUGCUUUAGAUUUAGGCCUUUAUAUGUUUACUGUCCGAACAGAAAUCCAGCUGAAUCUGCGAAACGAGAGAUUGUCGAAUAUAUCCACUGGAUGGAGUAUGAAUAUCAUUGUGGAAAGACUUCUGCACUGUGCAAAGGCGUGGGUGGAUCUACUAAGGACGACUGGUACCUCAGCAGGCUUUCUUGGCUGUUUAAACUCGUCAACGAGUUAGGGAUUUCAAUGGCAGAACUUACUGCCAGCAUAAGGGAGAAAAACGAACCAGAUCCAGAAUGUCUGGUUAAGCAGCCUAUCGGGGUAGAAGAAAUCACUAAACACUUGAUAGCGUCGUGGCGUGUAUGGGAAGGACGUCGAGAUUUGUAA